AUGUUUCAUCAACUAUUAAUUCUGUUUGUAAGUUCAACAUUGGUAUCUUCAAAUUCUGUUCAAACAAGGGUUAUGCCAGACAUGGCAACAAUGAAUUUCCAAUUUAUAACACCUUGUGCAAAAUACAGCAUUCCGAUUUUAAGUUCUAAGGAUCUGUAUAAAAUUAAAGCCUUUGAUGAAAAUAAGCAGACUGUGAUUUUAGUUACGGGAUGGAGGACAACAGUUGAUUCAUCCCAAACAAUAGACGAAUUAUCCAAGGCAUACAAUUGUCGAGGCGAUGUUAACUUUAUUGCAAUUGAUGUUGCAUCUUGUGUGGAUACUCUAUUCACAUGGUCAGCUUUGAAUACCGAAAAACUCGGAGAAUAUUUGGGAAAAGGUAUUGCUGACUUAGCACAAGUUGUACCUCUGGAAAGCAUUCAUCUGAUUGGUCAUAGUUUGGGAGCUCAUAUUUGUGGUUCAGCAGGACGUUCAUUUACCACACUUACCGACGAAAAAUUACCUCGUAUCACAGGUUUGGAUCCAGCAAAACCUUGUUUCAAUGAAGGCGAAGAUCUGACUGGCUUAAUGCGUGGUGAUGCCGAUUUUGUAGAUAUCAUUCACACUAAUCCGGGUGUCUUGGGCAGACGGGACCCAACAGGAGAUGUGGAUUUCUAUCCCGAUGGAAUAAUUCCUUUGCCAACAGGAUGUUAUACUAUUCUUUGUGCUCACGAACGAGCUUGGCGUUACUAUGUUGAAAGUGUUUAUCCGGGAAAUGAGAAUAAUUUUAUGGCAAAACGGUGUAAUUCGAUGACGAAACUAAAGCAAAAUAGAUGUGGAAAGACUCCAGCUGCACCAAUGGGUUAUGCCACAUCAAGUAAUUUAAGGGGUAAUUAUUUCCUUGAAGUUCGCGGUUCAUCACCAUUUGGUAUGGAUGGUAAUAAAACACGAGAGGAACAAUAUGUUUGGUGUGGUACGGAUUUGGCUAAUAAAUGUUAA
Molecule: messenger RNA, 975 nt
Organism: Episyrphus balteatus (marmalade hoverfly)
Lineage: Eukaryota; Metazoa; Arthropoda; Insecta; Diptera; Syrphidae
Product: vitellogenin-1-like
Exons: 4
Coding region: 1-975 (324 amino acids)
Biological process (GO): lipid metabolic process
Molecular function (GO): lipase activity
Source: RefSeq, a predicted model, not a curated record